Messenger RNA from Fusarium odoratissimum NRRL 54006, 1197 nucleotides. RefSeq lists its product as uncharacterized. The record is from RefSeq and is a predicted model, not a curated record. Lineage: Eukaryota; Fungi; Ascomycota; Sordariomycetes; Hypocreales; Nectriaceae. The transcript has a single exon. Bases 69 to 983 code for a protein of 304 amino acids.
GUUGCGAAGGUCGAAUCCCUUGAAUAAUCAUCUACCCAAAACUUGCGUCAAAAAUUUGUUGUUAGCAGAUGCUCAUCGAUAUGACAGCCCCGACACACUCUCAAGCGACAUGGCAGGCCUUGCCAUUGUCAAUCGCUCCCUCAAUAGCGUCUCACUCCCUGUCAACGCCAGAGUCCCUGCAAAUUGAGAUUGAUCAAACAACUCACCGGCUUGAGCUCCUCAACUUCUUUCAUAUUCCUGCUUCUUCUAAUAUUCUCGAGAUUGGAUGCGGCCAGGGAACAUGCACUGUUGUCUUGGGACAUGUCAUUGGGGAAGAUGGCCACGUUGACGCCAUCGACCCCGCACCUCUUGAUUACGGUGCACCAUACACCCUCGGCCAAGCACAAGAGCAUAUCACCAAAGGCCCUUUACGCGGUAGUGUAAAGUUUUGGCAGACCCAGCUCGAAGACUUUCUAAAAGAGACGGGGGACAAGAAAUGGGAUUAUGCGGUCUUUGUGCACUGCUUAUGGUAUCUCGAUGCACCUGAAACCCUCGCACGCAUGCUCAAAGCGUUGAAGGGAAGGGUGAACAGAAUCUGCAUCGCUGAGUACGCCAUGAAGGCAUCCGAGCCAGCGGCCAUCCCUCACGUUCUUGCUGCUUUGACGCGAGCUACACUUGAGGCCCAAAGGCCGGACAGCGAAGCGAACAUUCGAUGUCUGCUAAGCCCAAUUGACAUCAAGAAUAUCGUAGGAGAUUCAGGCUGGAAAGUUGAACGAGAGACGGAAAUUGUGCCGCAUGAGGGACUGCAAGAUGGUGGCUGGGAAGUUGGGGAUGUGAAAAGCAAGAGUUUCCUUGAUGAUAUUGAGCAAUAUGUUGCGGACAGUAAGAUGAAGGUUGUGCUUAGGAGUGGGAGAGAGGCGGUUGUAAGAGCUGUUGAAGGACUCGAUGGUAAAAAGGUGCGGACCAUGGAUGUCUGGGCGGCAACGUUGGUAGAAACAGAUUAAGAAAUCUUGCCGUUUACUGUAACCAGCUAUGGGAAGGAUAGAAAGACCAAAUGAUGAGCUGGCCGAUUGAUAUAAAGAGAAGGUCUUAUAGACAUUUAAGUAGACUAUGAAACGGCCUGAACCUAAGAGCCAAGGCGCUUAUGCGUUACGUUCUCUUGUUCCUAGGGCGCCAUGUUCUAACUAGGACCUAGCAACACUGGCGCGAAAUUUGUUG